CUGAAGUCCGACGGCGCCCUUUUCGUGGUGCAGGUCGAUGCCGAUGUCGCCAGCUGGCGCUCCGAGGCGUUUGCCGCGCAGGACUCGCACGCGAUCGUAGACCUGGAUGUGAUUGAGGCCCUGGUGGUGAUCAAAGGCUUCGAAAUGCUCCAGGACCUGGAGGUGAGCGCCGUCAUCAUCGACCACCUGGAGGUGAACGGCGUGAUCUGCGAGUGCCUGAAGGUGACCGACCUGUUUUGCGAGUGCAUGGAGGUGACCGUCCCGACCCUCGUGGUCCUGGAGGUACCCGUCGGCAUCUGCGAGUGCGUAGAGGUACCCAUCGUCAUGGUCGAGUGCGAGAAGGUGAUGGACGUGACCCUAGGCCUGGAGGCCAUAGAGGGCCUGGAGGAGAUGCAGGGCCUGGCGGUGGUCAAGGGCCUCGAUGCGUCCGUCGGUGUUCCAGGGCCUGGAGGUGACCAUCGUAAUCUUCGUGUGUCUGGAGUUGACGCGUGCUCAGAGAUGACCGUCGUCUUUGUCGUGUGCCUGGGAAUGAUCGUGCACAUGGUGGACCGCAGCCUGGGCCUCCCCAGCUCCCUGGUGAGGUUGGAGGUGACAGCCGUCGUCGGGUGUGUGGAGGUGCCCUUCGUGAUCCAGGGCCUGGACGUGGUAGAGGGCUUAGGCGUGGGCGAUGGCCUGGUGGCGAUCAAGGGCCUGGAGGUGUUCGAGGGCGCUUGAGUGGCCAUCGUGUUCUUCGUGCUCCGGGAGGUGGCCGUCGUCCUUUUCGCGAGCCGGGAGUUCGUCAGCUCCGAGUGCCUGGAGGUGACCGUCGUGAUCUUCGUGUGCCUGGAGUUGACCGUCGUUUUUGUCGGAUGCCUGGAGGCGCCCGUGCCGUAGGUAGGCGCCGUGGGCAUUCUGUCAUUGCACUGUCAGGCCUCCAUCCUUAUUGUAGGAACGAGGAUGAGAGGACGUCCCGCUCGUCUAGGCGGGGUGUGCAUUUUCUAUGCUAUGCUGCGCAGACGCUUCCGCCUGUUGAUGCGUCCAGGCCCGCGUCGUCGCAGCAACGCUCAGGCCUCUCUGCCCUCCCUCAGAACGAGAGGAUGGCGGCUUUGCUUGCGAGAGUGCAGGCCCGUGAAGCGGCAUCG
Messenger RNA from Prorocentrum cordatum, 1121 nucleotides. The record is from the annotation of a GenBank genome assembly. NCBI's taxonomy places the organism in Eukaryota, Dinophyceae, Prorocentrales, Prorocentraceae.